Bombus pyrosoma is the source of this 2298-nucleotide messenger RNA. RefSeq names its product protein abrupt-like. Gene Ontology annotation, cellular component: nucleus; plasma membrane. Gene Ontology annotation, biological process: regulation of transcription by RNA polymerase II; protein localization to plasma membrane. Gene Ontology annotation, molecular function: protein binding. The coding region runs from base 693 to 1946 and encodes 417 amino acids. NCBI's taxonomy places the organism in Eukaryota, Metazoa, Arthropoda, Insecta, Hymenoptera, Apidae. The transcript has 6 exons. The record is from RefSeq and is a predicted model, not a curated record.
AAUUUGACAAUUUUUCUUAUAACAAACCUGUAAUCAUCAAAUUACUCAUACAAAUAAUUGUCAUCAAAAUGGCUGUGUUUCGACAUUAAAUAGCGUAAUUCAUAGUAUUACGCAUUAAACAAAGGCAAUAAAAAUUGACAGUGUGUGGUAUUAUAUUAAAUAUCUUGUCAUAAUCUGUACUUUCUAAAUGUGAAACAAUAUUAGUAUAAUCCAAGUUUGUUUGUAAUUAAAAAGCAUGAUAAUUUAUCUUAAGUUAUUGAUAUUUGUUCCUCCAUCUUACAUCAUUCUGAGCACUUUUUGAUUCGUCAAAACAUUUAUUUUAUAAACUAUAAAUUGUAACUUAAAAUUAGACAUGAAUUGUUUGAAAAUUGAUGAAAUAUUGCUUUCUAAUCCUCGAGAAACUCUGAAAAAGUGGUGACAAUGAAGUUAAAUGAAUUUUUUAAGCGUAUGUCAUAGUGCAAUUAUUAAAAUCGUAUUGUUUACAUAACGAACAUUAGCUUCGGUGGAUUAUUUUCGUCAGAUCGUCAAAUUGCGUUUCAAUAAAGGUUAACUUUUUAAAUAAAUUAUAAUGUUUAUUGUUCCUUUAUUAUCAGUGUAUCCUUUGUGACAAUAUAUUGUUUUAAAGAAGAAGAAAGUUUUAACAUUUAUUCAAACAUUUUCAAAACGUUUUAAAAAGAAAGAAUAAAGAAACAAUGUCUGGAGAACAGUUUUCCUUAGUUUGGAAUAGUUUCCCAAGAAAUUUGUCCUCUGGAUUAUAUACAUUAUUAACCGAUGAGCAGUUAGUAGAUGUAACAUUAGCUGCAGAGGGUCAAAUACUACGUGCACAUAAGUUAAUAUUGUCAGUUUGUAGUACAUACUUCAGGGAAUUGUUCAAGGGAAACUCUUGUAAACAUCCGAUUGUGAUUUUAAAAGAUGUCAAUUACCGUGAUCUGUCAGCAAUGCUUCACUUUAUGUAUCAAGGAGAAGUUAACAUUAAGCAAGAAGAUAUUGCUAGUUUUUUGAAAGUUGCAGAAACUUUACAAAUAAAAGGUUUAACUACAGAAACAGAAGAGAAACUUGGAGAAACUUUAACAAAGAAUGCAGGGAACUUGGAUCAAAUAUUUAACACAGAAAACAGCAGUAUUAAUUGUAUUAAUUCAGAUACAAAUGCUCCUACUUCUGAGGAACAAGGACAAUUUAUACAGAAAAACCAGCAAUGCAAAAACCAAUUAUCAAAAGAUGAAUUACACAGUAACGAAUUUAUAGAGAAUACAAGUGUCAGUGACAUGUGUUGUCAACAAGAAUCUAAUUCAAUUCAUAAUAUACAAGAUAUACAAAAUAACAGUUCGACAAGUAUAGAAGAGGAACCAUUAGACUGCACAGCCGAUAUAAGUCAUAUAGAAUCAGCAAAGCAGGGACCAUUGGAUUAUACACUUGACAUAGACACAGAAGCAGGAUAUAAAACAUGUUUGCCUAACGAGACACUUUAUAAACCUGAAGAAAAUUUACAGACAAAAGACUAUGUACCAGAUAUGCAAUUAGUUCCCUACAAUCAGAAUACACAAACUCAUCCAUUUGGUUUAAGUAACAUGACUGGUUUUGAAAGUGAAUUUACGUACGAAACUGGUUGUCAUAGUAAAGGUCGACGAACCGUUAAAGGUAUUUCCAACAACAGUUUGCCAUUGGAAACAACUUUACGCGUUGUAUCCGAACUGGGCCCAACAUUACGUAUGGAAAGAGGUAAGGUUAUUCGAAUGUAUUCAUGUCCAUGGUGUCUUCGUCAUUUCACGCGUAAGGAAAAUCUGAAACUACAUGUUCGAUAUAUUCACGGUCCGCUUGAAAGUCUAACAUGUAGACUUUGUGGUAAUAAAUAUAAAAACAGUAAUAGUUUACGUGUACAUUCGUAUCUGUAUCAUAAUGCUAAGCGCGACAAACCUAAUAAGCCAAUAGUGGACGGUGGCGCAUGAAAUUAGAAGAAGAAACAAUUGACAUUGACAUUUGCAUAAAAUUAUUACUUGGUACGUAAAUUAAAUGUAAUUGCCGCAAUUUUAUUUAUAAGAAAGGUUGUUGGCAAUUAACGAGAAAAUUGAUAAAAACCUAAUUAUUUAAUAUUUUCUAUUUAUAUUUCUUUGAUACUAUUAAGGUAACAAAAAAUUGAAAAAUUUGCAGAAAUACAAUAUUCUCUUAAUUAGACAGAUUUAGAAUUUAGAUAAGAUAACAUAUUUUAUAUAAAACAGGUUACUUUAAAAAAGAAGAACCAUUGUAAACAUACAUAUAUGUAUAUUAAUAUAUCAUUUUGUAAAUAUAUAUACAUUUGUA